Styela clava is the source of this 774-nucleotide messenger RNA. Lineage: Eukaryota; Metazoa; Chordata; Ascidiacea; Stolidobranchia; Styelidae. The record is from RefSeq and is a predicted model, not a curated record.
AUGAAUCUCACAAUUUGGAUGAUAUUGUUUUCGACUUUCAUAACAAGUGCCUCAGCUCAAGAUCCUUGGAGGAAAGAAUGUGUUGAUGGGUUUGAACUGCUUUUUUACAAACAACGUAAAACUUAUACCAGCGCAAAGUCUUCCUGUGAAGGAUUGGGAGGUUACUUGGCUAAAGUUGAUAAUGAGAGAAUAACGGCAGUCAUUAAUUCCACAUUCACCAUACAAGGUGGUGAAAACGCCUUUUAUAUCGGAGGAAACGACCUAGCGAGAGAGGGAGAUUGGAAAUGGCAAGAUGGUUCUUAUGUGAUCAUGAGAGGAGAAGCGGGAUAUCAAAACUGGAAAUAUAAUCAACCAAAUGGUGAGACUUUAAGCAAUACUCUUGUUGAAGACUGUUUGACAUUAGGCAAAGGAACGUAUAUGUGGACUGAUUCAUCCUGUGAUGAGAAUUUCUAUUACAUUUGCCAGAAAGUGUUUCAAGGCCCUUUCGUUGGAAUACAAACCAUCAACGGAAACCAGAAAAGGUGUUCUGCAACAGAAUGCAGCACUGCUACACAAUUUGAAUGGCACAAAGCAUCUAACAAAGUAUCAACCGCAACUACAAGUAGAGUUUAUCAAACGAUACAAACUGGAUCAGCAACAUUGAAUCUUCAAAACGCAAAUAUUGCAGAUGCGGGAUCCUAUAGUUGUCGUUAUCAAAUUGGUAAAUUGUGGAAAACUACAACUGAAUCAUAUGAAGUGGCUGGAAAUCCCUCAAUCUAUUCGAAUAUCGAAUGA